GAACUCUUUCACAGUUUUAGGAUAGAAAUCUGCGACUCUGUGUUCGCCCGACGACGUUCCGGGUUGAUGGACAGGAUAGUUGAUAGCUCUAAGAAGCAUAGGUUUUGCUGGUGUCAUACUGAAUGUCGUGCUACAUUUUAAUGGCGCGCUUUACCGAGUAGGCAGUCGCAGCAGGUGUUCUCUAUGCAGUCUGCCUGAGACCUGAGAGCGUCAGUCGGUUGAGCUGGAGUUCUCGUGGCGGAGAGCAGAGCACCAUGUCAGGCAACCAGUCAUGCCUGACGGGCGCGGAGGACACGCUCUCUCUCUUGGUGUGUUUGUUUCAUGCAUGGGAGGAAUGGGCAGGUCUUGAUCAAGAGGACUACCUGAGUGUCUUGGAAUACCUGUUGUGGGUCUUCACACCCCUAGCCAUCGUCUUCAUUGUGCCUUUCCUCAUCGUUAUCUUGCUUUACCUCUCUAUACUCUUCCUUCACGUCUACAAGAGGAAGAACCAGCUGAAAGAAGCUUACUGUAACAACCUGUGGGACGGAGCCAGGAAGACCUUAGCUACUCUGUGGGACGGACAUGGAGCCAUCUGGCAUGGGUAUGAGAUUCACGGUAUGGAAAAGAUUCCUGAUGAAGGACCAGCUCUGAUCGUGUACUAUCACGGAGCCAUUCCAGUCGACUACUACUACUUCCUCGCUCACGUUAUCAUUCAGAAGGGACGGACCUGCCACUCCGUAGCCGACCAUUUCCUCUUUAAGAUCCCAGGUUUCAAAUUGCUCUUGGAGGUGUUCAGCGUGAUCCACGGUCCUCAGGAGGAGUGUGUUCGAGCUCUGAAGAACGGUCACCUGUUGGCGAUUUCUCCGGGAGGAGUCCGGGAAGCUCUGUUUAGUGACGAGACCUACCCUCUCCUCUGGGGCGAACGGAAAGGCUUUGCCCAGGUCGCCAUUGAUUCUGGAGUGGUGCGUUGUUUCCUUUUAAUUUAGUCACAUUUCAGUGCAGAGCGGGUAAUGUUUGAAGUGUUUGUGAACCAUCAACAGGCCACAGCAGUACAUUCCUGCCCUACAAGUGAAACUAAACUUACAACAUUUGACUGUCACAUUAUUUUAAUACUUUAAAACCUGACUGAAACUCUUCAGAUGCUCAGGACGUGUUUGAGCAGUCUUGUAGGGGUGGGGUCUAAAACACACGUGAUG
Messenger RNA from Neolamprologus brichardi, 1175 nucleotides. Lineage: Eukaryota; Metazoa; Chordata; Actinopteri; Cichliformes; Cichlidae. The record is from RefSeq and is a predicted model, not a curated record.